Molecule: messenger RNA, 5570 nt
Organism: Diospyros lotus (date-plum)
Lineage: Eukaryota; Viridiplantae; Streptophyta; Magnoliopsida; Ericales; Ebenaceae
Exons: 19
Coding region: 90-4862 (1590 amino acids)
Biological process (GO): RNA 3'-end processing
Cellular component (GO): nucleolus; TRAMP complex
Molecular function (GO): mRNA binding; poly(A) RNA polymerase activity
Source: RefSeq, a predicted model, not a curated record
GUUUAAGUUAAUUUCAACGUCACAGUUUGAAAAAAAUCUCUCUCCCUCUCUCUCAUUCUUCCGCGUUGGUAUGUUCUAAACAGUCGAUCAUGAGAAAACAAAAUCUCAACUUCCCUCACGAAUCAUCGCUCAUGGAUGCUUCAUCCAACUCGUCAAUGGACGCAAAGCAGAUCAUCGACUCACUCACUGCGCAUAUCUCUCUCUAUAACUCCUCCUCCUCCUCCCGCUCCGUCCCCGGAAACCCUAAUCCCAGAUCGCAAAUCCUCAAAUGGUUCUCCUCUCUCACCGUCCACCAACGCCAAUCCCACCUCACAAUCGUCGACCAGAAGUUCGCCCAGAUUCUGCUCCAGAUGCAACGCAAGCUCCGAUCGAACGGCCACGGUUUCUUCAUCAUCCUCCCCGAUAUACCCUCGAAUGACGGGCUUCCAAGUCUCUGCUACCGGAGGUCCCAUGGCGUUCUAGCCAGGGCUAGCGAGUCGAAUGAGUCGGAACGGUUGGUGUAUGACUCGAUUCGGUUGUUUAAUUCGAAGGAAGGGGAGAAGGUCGAUGAGUGUUCGUGCUCAGCCGACUGCCUCGAUUCGGUCGUGGUGUGUGAGGGGUUUGUGGAAAAUGUGGAUGGUUUUGUGGCCGCGAUGGAUGGGGUGUCCAAUGCGGCGUUUUUGAGGGGGGAGGAAAGUGGGUUGGGCUUGGAUUGGGUUGAAUUGGAAUGGUUGAAGGCCAAAGGCUAUUACAGUAUUGAGGCAUUUGUGGCGAACAGGUUGGAGGUGGCAUUGAGGUUGGCAUGGAUGAAUCUGAAUAGUGGCAAGAAGAGGGGGGUGAAAUUGAAAGAGAAGGCCAGCACAGCAGGCGUGGCAGCCAAUGUCUAUUGGAGGAAGAAGGGUUGCUUGGAUUGGUGGGGUAAAUUGGAUGCUGCAACGAGGAGGGAAGUAUUUCGAGUGGCCUUGGGAAAAUCAGCCAAAUCCCUGACAGCUGAAAUCUUGAAGACGGGAACUAAUACCUCUGAGGAUCAAAUAUUGAUCUUUGGUUCAGGAGUGGAAAGGUUACAGAGAUUCAACUAUACCUUGUCGUCACAGCAGACUGUAGCCACAUCCUCAGGAGUGGUUUGCAGUCCUGCUUCAGCCUCUGGGAAGACUUCUUCAAUAACCUAUAUGAUCCAUGGUUUGUAUGUUCUUCAGGAGAUUAUCACUAUUUUAUUAGCAUGUCAACACAGUGAAUUCGAUAAGGAGAGAGUAUUUCUUAGUUCUUUGGCUUCCAUCAGCACCAUUUCCGAUUUUAUAUUUAGGAAGCUGCGAGGAUUGCUCAUGGUUAUUUCACUUGAUUGUACCAAACUUGAGCUACUAGAAGGAAAUUCGAACUUUCCCACAAAGAAAUCCAAAGAGAAAAUCAGUGCAGCUACCCGGAGGAAAAAGGGUGGGUCCCGCAAUAUGAAAAGGUUAAAUCCUAUUCCAAUAGCCUCCAGAGACGAUAUUGGACUCAAUAAAGCUGCCAAGUCCAGAAGGAUGAUCCAGGAUCAUGGGUAUGGCUUGCCCCAUACUAAGGUUGGUGACAUUGUCAAGUCAAAUUGGAUGGCUGGUACACUUCAGAAGAAGGGUCCAGAUACAGAGAUUCCUUCUUCAGCAGUUGUCAUGGUUGGACCUACUGAAGGAUCAGUCCGCAAAAAUGUCCAAAGUGGUUCCAGGAAGUGUAAGAAAGAGAGCAAUGAAGUCAAGAAGUUUGGUUUAAAUGAUCCUAAAGUUGGAACUUGUCAAACCAGAGGCUCGAGAAUUUCCUCUUCCUCCCAAGUUGAGGCUGCAAAAUCUGAUUCAGUAUCUGAAAAUUCUGUUAUGCAGAACAUAGCAAAUAAUGUUUCAACUGGUAAUGACAAACUUUUGCCUUUGAGCCCUUUUACUGGUGGGCCUAUGGGAGAGGACAAGCUGGUCCAAAGCAAUGAAGAAGACUACUCUACAUCGUCACAAGGGCCCAUUGAAGAGCAGCCCAGUGGAUCUGCUGAAGGUCCCAUUGAUACUGGUUUGGACCAUUACUCAGACAGAGUGAAAGAAUAUCACUCUACAUCUUCCAGUUCUGAAAUUAUGAAUAAUACGGUGGACUCCAGCAUAAUGUCUCCACAUAUGCUUGUGGUUGGAUCUGGUGAUGUUAUCUGCACUGAAGAUAAGGACCAUAGGAAUUGUGGUCAUGUAAGUGAAACAGACUCUACGUCACUGUUGUCUGAUGUAAGAACGAAAGCCAUUGAUUCAGAGGAGGAAGUUACACCUAUUCAGGAGCAGAAGAGUAGAAGCAUUUAUGACACUCAAUCCAUAAAUUCUUCAGGAUGCCCUUCUUAUGAGUGGCCCAGGGUUUAUCCUCUGCAUUUUCCGUCCAUUAAUUCACACCUCCCUCCUGCAACUGAUAGAUUACACCUGGAUGUUGGCCACAACUGGCAAAAUCACUUCCGUCAAUCUUUUGUACCAACAUUGCAUCAGGUGAGAAAUACUGACAAUGGAUGCAGCCGGAUUCUGUCUCGACAAUUGCCAAUGAGUCUAGACUGGCCACCAAUGGUACGUAAUGGCUAUGGAUUAGCUCCGACAGUUGCUUGUAGUCAUGAUUCUGGGUUUAUCUCGAGGCGGCAAUCUUUUCACCAGGGUUUCACUGCCCAAAACAUGCAACACAAUGUCUCAGCCACUGAUGAUGAUAGGAUAUAUUCUAGGGAUUUUGUCGAUUUGUCUGAUUUGACAAAUUCUCAAGAACUAAUAGAUGAACAAGAUAACCACUGGAUAUCUGAAGAAGAAUAUGAGGUUCAUGCAGUUUCUGGGAUGGAUUACAGCCAGUACUUCGGUGGUGGUGUGAUGUACUGGAACCCUUCUGAUCACCCAGGGACGAGCUUCUCUCGUCCUCCUUCUCUUAGUUCUGACGAUAGUUCAUGGGCUUGGCGAGAAGCAGACAUGAAUAGGGCUGUUGAUGAUAUGGUUGCCUUCUCUUCGUCUUACAGUACAAAUGGAUUGACUUCUCCUUCUGCUGCUUCAUUUUGUUCUCCUUUUGAUCCUUUGGCAACAGGACACCAGGCUGUUGGUUUUGUUAUACCGGGGAGCGAGGUAACUGGAAAAUUACUGCAUUCCUCUUCAGCAGUGACAGAUUCAACAGCUGAGGAGAAUGUCUCUGGAUCUUUGUCAAGUUUACCUGGUGAUAGUGAAGUGAAGACAGGAGAUUCACUUCCUUACCCCAUUUUGCGACCCAUUAUCAUCCCAAACAUGUCACGGGAAAGAUCAAGAUCUGAAUUUAAGCGUAGUCAUGAUCUUAAAAGCCCAUGUGUCCCUCCUAACAGGCGGGAGCAGCCUCGAAUCAAGAGGCCACCUUCACCGGUAGUGCUUUGUGUUCCACGUGCUCCUCAUCCACCUCCACCAUCUCCUGUUGGCAAUUCCAGAAAACAUAGGGGCUUUCCAACAGUUCGAUCUGGUAGCUCCAGCCCAAGGCACUGGGGUGUGAGAGGUUUGUUCCACGAGGGCAUUAGCUUUGAGGAAGCCUGCGUACGCAUGGAUGGUAGUGAAGUAGUUUGGCCUUCCUGGAGAAAUAAAAGCCUAUCUGCCCAUGCAAUGGUUCAGCCUGUACCAGGGUCUCUGCUGCAGGAUCGUCUGAUUGCUAUGUCCCAGUUAACUCGUGACCAGGAACAUCCAGAUGUUGCACUUCCUCUACAACUACCUGACUUACUGAAUUGUCCAAAUCGUAAAGCUUCUCUGUCAUUGAUGCACAGCCUCCUACAUGAUGAAAUUGAUAACUUCUGCAAGCGGGUUGCGGCAGAGAAUUUGAGUAGGAAACCUUACAUAAAUUGGGCUAUAAAGCGGGUUGCUCGUUCUCUGCAAGUUUUAUGGCCCCGUUCUAGGACAAACAUAUUUGGUUCAAAUGCAACUGGGUUGUCCCUUCCAUCAAGUGAUGUGGACCUUGUGGUUUGUCUCCCUCCAGUGAGGAACUUGGAGCCCAUUAAAGAAGCUGGAAUUUUGGAGGGACGCAAUGGUAUUAAGGAAACUUGCCUCCAGCAUGCAGCUAGGUAUCUUGCUAAUCAAGAGUGGGUUAAAAGUGAUUCUCUGAAGAUAGUAGAAAAUACUGCUAUCCCUAUCAUCAUGCUUGUUGUGGAAGUUCCUCGUGACCUUGUUACCCCUGCAGCUUCCGCUAUAUCAACAGUAAAAGAACUCACGGAGGAGAUCACUGAGGGAGCCAAUAACUUCAGGGCUAAUCUGGUUAAUUCAGAAGCCUCUUCUUCACUGAAGUGUUCCAAUAUGAAUAAUGGUGAUGGCAAAGAUAUGAAGUCAAUUCGUAUUGACAUCAGUUUCAAGUCACCAUCACACACAGGGCUUCAAACUACUGAACUGGUUAAAGAGCUAACUGAGCAAUUUCCAGCUGCUACACCUCUUGCUUUAGUAUUAAAAACGUUCUUGGCAGAUCGUAGUCUUGACCAGUCCUAUUCGGGUGGCUUAAGUUCAUAUUGUUUGGUGUUACUUAUCACACGUUUUCUUCAGCACGAAUAUCAUCAUGGACGGCCUAUCAAUCAAAACUUUGGGAGCCUUUUGAUGGACUUCUUUUACUUCUUUGGGAAUGUUUUUGAUCCUCGCCAGAUGUGUAUUUCAGUACGAGGGAGUGGAAUAUACAUAAAUAGGGAAAGAGGAUACAGCAUUGAUCCAAUCUACAUCGAUGAUCCCCUUUUUCCAACUAAUAAUGUGGGCCGUAAUUGCUUCCGAAUACAUCAGUGCAUCAAGAGCUUGUUGCAGGCAUUUGCAGAUGCUUAUUCCACUCUAGAGAGUGAGCUUAAAUGUCUUCCCAAUACUGGUGAAUCAACUGCAAGGCCUGUGUAUAAUUUACUUCCAAAAAUUAUUCCAAGCAUCGGUCUUUCAUAGGGACAUCAAUUAGCUGAAGAAUCUCUAGAUAUUUGAAAGGCUCAUACUUGCAGUUGGAAUUGUGACGCUAGUCGGUGAAAAAAGUUUCAUUGACUGGUUGAAUUUGGCAUCUUAUUCCUUGAAGUUGCACGGAUUUUAGUCCAAAUCUUAACAAAGAGGGUUUCCUAACAAGUCGACGCUGUUGUUAGAAGUUGGAUGACUCCAGAGUCAUGUUGCUGUGCACGUGCCAGACGUUUAGCCACACCCCUACAAGUGAUGGUGGUGUGGUGGAUGAUCGUUGAAAAUGUUACAUGCAGUGAAUGCACCGAAGAUGUUGAACCAUAUUCCAAGGUCUAGACAUUUAGGGCCGGGGCACAGCUGGUUUGAGUCGUAGGCCCGCCCGCCCGCCCUGGAGUUUCCGUUGCUUGUCGAAUUGGACUCAUGGUUAACUAUGUCCGAUUAUUCAAGUGAAGCCUGUGGCGUUGAAUUCCGUAUCACAUGGAGAAUUGGAUUGCCAUGCUGCCGCCGCUGAAGAAAUUUCUUAUAUCACUGGCAAGUUGGUUGCACCUGUAUGCUGCGACUGCGGCCGUCUUCUGUAAGUUUAAUUAAUUUGUGCGUUUGAUUGAUCGUUGAGUAUGAUGGUUGUUUAUGUUUGUGGCCUUUUUAUAUUGAACCAGUGUCUCUCUCUCAACGGUCAAAUAAAUUUGAUUAGCGUGCUUGUGUUCCUAA